AUGGCACUCCCUCUGUUUGAGGAUGACAGAAAUGGAGGGAGUGCUGAGAAAGGAGAAUCAAAUCCUGUGUACCUGUUGGAAAGUAACUACGCCUACGGUUACAUAGGAAGCAUUCCAUCAGCCAUCAUUCCUGAAUGUGGAAACUGGUUUUCUCACACUAAGCACCAGGGCAUCAGCAGCCUGUUCAGCUCUCUGAAAGUUGUCAGGCUGCUCCGUCUGGGACGAGUGGCCCGGAAGCUGGACCACUACAUUGAGUAUGGAGCCGCCGUGCUGGUCCUGCUGGUGUGUGUGUUCGGGCUGGCCGCCCACUGGAUGGCCUGCAUUUGGUAUAGCAUCGGGGACUAUGAGAUCUUCGACGAGGACACCAAGACCAUCCGCAACAACAGCUGGCUCUACCAGCUGGCCAUGGACACUGGUACCCCUUACCAGUUUAACGGGUCCGGCUCAGGGAAGUGGGAAGGGGGUCCCAGCAAGAAUUCCGUCUACAUCUCCUCGUUGUAUUUCACCAUGACCAGCCUCACCAGCGUGGGCUUUGGGAACAUCGCCCCGUCCACAGACAUCGAGAAAAUCUUUGCCGUGGCCAUCAUGAUGAUUGGCUCCCUCCUCUAUGCCACCAUCUUUGGGAACGUGACGACCAUUUUCCAACAGAUGUACGCCAACACCAACAGGUACCAUGAGAUGCUCAACAGUGUCCGGGACUUCCUGAAGCUCUACCAGGUCCCCAAGGGACUGAGUGAGCGCGUCAUGGAUUACAUCGUGUCCACCUGGUCCAUGUCCAGAGGCAUUGACACGGAGAAGGUCCUGCAGAUCUGCCCCAAGGACAUGAGAGCGGACAUCUGCGUGCACCUGAACCGCAAGGUGUUCAAGGAGCACCCGGCCUUCCGGCUGGCCAGCGACGGCUGCCUGCGGGCGCUGGCCAUGGAGUUCCAGACGGUGCACUGCGCCCCCGGGGACCUCAUCUACCACGCGGGGGAGAGUGUCGACAGCCUGUGCUUCGUGGUCUCGGGCUCCCUGGAGGUGAUCCAGGAUGACGAGGUGGUGGCCAUUCUAGGAGCUCUGCUGGGGGAGGUGAACAAUAAGCAGACAUUUGAACAUAGUGGCAGGGACACCUGCCCAGAAUUCAAGUAUUGA
This is a messenger RNA of Odocoileus virginianus texanus, 1131 nucleotides long. Lineage: Eukaryota; Metazoa; Chordata; Mammalia; Artiodactyla; Cervidae. The record is from RefSeq and is a predicted model, not a curated record.